GUUUCCAAACAAGUCAAGACCAUGACAGUCCUCAGCUCCAUGUUGCUGCCACUCUGGCUGUUUCUAUGCUUCGGACUACUGUGUUCUUCUGCCAGCUCUGCAGGUGACAUUGACAACUGCGUCCUCUUCAAUGAGGUCAUCACCACUGGCCAAGGCAUCAUGGCCAAUUCAGAUGUCUAUGAAAGCAACACAAACUACACAGUAUGGGUUCCCGUGAAUGCCAGCGUUAGCUCUGUGGUCCUGCGAGCCGUGGACGCGAACAACAACUCACUGGGCCUCUGGGAGAAAGCAGACAAGGUUUGCCGCAACAGUGCCCUGUAUCGCCUGGAUAACCAGAGGGAUCAGAUCUUCAUGGCAAACUGGGUAUCUCCUAACUCGACGAACAUAACCACAGUCGCGCUACAACACAACCACUUCCCAGAUCUCUACAACCAGGACAAACCCACACCCUACCUCAACAACAGGACACAACUACACGACAAGAAUAACUCCACACUCAACUGCAACAAGAAAAUACCUCUCCACAACCACAACAACCCCACACCCAACCUCAAUGACAAGACACUUCUUCACAGCCAGGACAACCCCAUACCCAGUCCCAAGGACAACCAGCUUGGCCAACAGAACCUUCCUCUGCCCAAUCACAAGUGCCAUUCAAAUCCUGCUGGUGUUUCUCACCAGCAAACUCCUCUCCUAGAAGGAAGCUGA
Molecule: messenger RNA, 708 nt
Organism: Mustela lutreola (European mink)
Lineage: Eukaryota; Metazoa; Chordata; Mammalia; Carnivora; Mustelidae
Gene: PLET1
Product: placenta expressed transcript 1
Exons: 3
Coding region: 22-708 (228 amino acids)
Biological process (GO): negative regulation of cell-matrix adhesion; positive regulation of cell migration; wound healing, spreading of epidermal cells
Cellular component (GO): external side of plasma membrane; apical plasma membrane
Source: RefSeq, a predicted model, not a curated record